Heterobilharzia americana is the source of this 1253-nucleotide messenger RNA. Lineage: Eukaryota; Metazoa; Platyhelminthes; Trematoda; Strigeidida; Schistosomatidae. The record is from the annotation of a GenBank genome assembly.
GUUGGAUGUUGUUUGUGUUCAGCGCGCUAAAUUUAAGUUAUUUGUUACAGUAACUGAAAUAGUAAUAUGAAACAUUAGAUGAUAAAAGCAACAACGAAUGCUGCGAAAAUGCAGGAAGUAAGAAUUUUAAGGUAUCAAAACUCUGAGUGUAGGUUUCACCACAUAUAAAGUUCAAGGUGGGUGUUCAUUGGUACCAAAUUUAUGAAGCUUUCGAAAGAAGAAUUAGUUCUAACUUCGGGAGCACAUCGUAGUCGUACUGGAGAAUUUGAAUCAUCUUUUGAAUUCAAACCAACUGGUCGUUUGAUUUAUUCUGAUUGGCAUUGUUCAAUAUUUUCGCUUGAUUCGGCAUCAUCAUCCUGCAUUCUGUAUGGUUUGUUACAAGAAAAAAGUUUGAACUCUUCAAUCACAUCUGCUGCGUCAAAUGACUCAUGGGUCUUUGUGAAAACGCCUGCAUGCAUACUUGCUAUUGAGAAGAAUAGCGGUACUGAAGUUUAUGGUCAUGUAUCAGGUGUAACUCAAAUAGCUUCAGAUGGUCAAAAUGUAUUUUACUUAAAAGAUGAAUUGCUUUAUCUUUUAAAGGUCAGUAAGUUGGAGGGGAUCAUCUCAGUUGACCGUCCGUUUAGUACUUCAAUAAAAAUAAGAUCGAUAUCAUGCGGUUCAGGGUUUUUAUUAUGCCUAACCUUCUCAGGACAAGUGUUUAGUCAAGGUAUAGGAAGUCGGGGCCAGUUAGGCUUAGGUGAUUUAUCUGAUCGAAUGAAACUGACUUUGAUCGAAGCUUUGCAAGUCUUGACUGUUACUCAAAUUUCUAGUGGCAAUUGGCACUCGGUGUGUUUAACUGAUACAGGUGAUGUUUAUACAUGGGGUUGGAAUGAACAUGGCCAACUUGGACACAAGUCACUUGGAAUCAGAAAUAAAUCAACGUUCAUGGAUGAGGGUGAACGACAAAGUUGUAUAUCUGUACUCGCCUUACCGACUCCGUAGAUUUUCCCGAUGAGCUAUAUAUUUCCCAGAUCGCUUGUGGAGGUCGUCAUACAGUAUGCCUUACGGAAGCUGGUGAUCUAUUUUGCUUCGGUUGGAAUGGAUAUGGCCAGUUGGGAUUGGAUUCAUCUGUAGAAGCCGUGGAUACACCGUUAAAACAUCCAUUUUUAAAAAGUCAACACAUGUCAUCAAGGAUGACUAUAUCAUCAGUUUAUUGUGGUUUAUGGUCUACAACUAUUUACCUAAAAUCAAAAGAAUAAUGUUUUUAUGUAACA